AUGACUCUUCCCAAUCCAAUUCUGCCUGGUUUCAAUCCAGACCCCUCUAUUACGCGUGCUGGUGAUGACUACUUUCUUGCUACAUCCAGCUUCGAGUAUUUCCCAGGAGUACCAAUAUAUCACAGCAAAAACCUGAAACAAUGGAAGCUUAUUGGCCAUGCCUUGACUAGAAAUAGUCAGAUCCGCCUCGCAGCUCCAGAACCAGGAGGAGGGGUGUGGGCGCCAACCUUGAGAUAUCACAAUGAUGUGUUCUAUUUAACCACGUCAAUAUUUGACCGAUUCCGUCCUCAACAAGGCGAACGAACAUUUCCACGUGGGUUCUAUAUCAAGACAGAGAAUAUAUGGGACUCGUCAUCUUGGUCAGAUCCCGUGUUCUUUGACAUGGUAGGAUUCGAUCAAGAUCUCUUUUGGGAUAAUGAUGGGGGUGUGUACCUGUCUACCACUCACGUUAAGGCUGAUCGAUCACCCGAUGCGGAUCUAUCACGGCUUGACUUUGCCAUACACGUCUGCAAGAUAAAUUUAAUGACGGGGGACUCAAUUACCAAACCCGCAAUGAUUCGUGAAUCAUUAUCUGGAAUUGCUGAAGGAUCGCAUAUCUUUCGACGAGGACAGUAUCUUUACCUCAUUACAGCAGAGGGUGGCACUGGCUCCAGGCACUCUGUGUGUGUGUUUCGGAGCGAGAAUGGGAUUCUAGGGCCCUGGAUUUCUUUCCCAAACAACCCUAUACUACACAGCUGUACAAAUCAUGAAGUACAGAACACAGGACAUGCAGACUUUGUCGAGGAUGUGAAUGGAAAAUGGUGGGCCGUGCUUCUUGGAGUGAGACCGGUCCGGAAGAGCGACAGUUUGUGGCAAGAUUCCGUUUUUGGGCGUGAGACAUUCCUGGCCGAGGUGGAAUGGAUCGACAGCUGGCCAGUCAUCAACCAUGGACAAAUGAUUUGCCUUGGCCCUGAGCCAGAGCCUCCUUAUACGCGAAUUCUGUGGAGAGACGACUUCUCCUGGCCUUCAUUGACCUUGGGGUGGUACAGAAAAAACAUGGCGGAAAAGCUCGACUAUUCUAUUCUGAAAGGCCAAGGUCGUCUGCGCCUACAUGGAGGACCUUACAACCUCUCCGACCCGGCUAGUCCUACCUUGCUUUUACGGAAGCAGACACAUAGGUCAUGCGUCUGGGAGACAAAGCUCUCAUUCCAUCCAACAGAGGAGCAUGAAGAGGCGGGAUCGGUGGUCUGGUGGAAUUAUCUCACUUACAGCAGUAUUGGAAUCCGCAAAGUGUACGACGAUAAGAACGCAGAUGCGGCCGCCAAAGCGAGACUUGUCCGUUUCAGAUCUGCAGACUGCGAGAUUGUUGAGCGCAGGCUCCACAAGUUUGACUCAGAUGUUGUUCUCUUAAUCAGAUGCGGUGACUCCAAGUAUGAGUUUGGGUUCCAAGAGCUUGAUAAGAUGGGGGGCGAGAUUGUGGAGCCUCAUUGGUUGGGAGAAGUGAGCACCGAAGCAAUGACAAAACCGCCAUCUCUUGGGAUGGCGUUCUCUGGCAUGUUGCUAGGCUUGUACGCCUUUGCAAAAUUUCGGAAGUGUACGGAGCCUGCCGACUUCCAUUAUGCCGAGUUUAGAUUACCUGAUGAUGGUAGAUGA
Messenger RNA from Penicillium canariense, 1632 nucleotides. RefSeq names its product glycoside hydrolase family 43 protein. Bases 1 to 1632 code for a protein of 543 amino acids. The record is from RefSeq and is a predicted model, not a curated record. NCBI's taxonomy places the organism in Eukaryota, Fungi, Ascomycota, Eurotiomycetes, Eurotiales, Aspergillaceae. Gene Ontology annotation, molecular function: hydrolase activity, hydrolyzing O-glycosyl compounds. The transcript has 4 exons. Gene Ontology annotation, biological process: carbohydrate metabolic process.